GUUCAUGACUUCGGCUGGCCAGAUAUGCACGCUCCUCCUUUGGAUAAGAUCUGUGCCAUGUGCAAAGUCAUGGAGAACUGGCUGAACUCUGACCCCCAGCAUGUGGUCGUUCUGCACUGUAAGGGCAACAAAGGAAAGACGGGUGUUAUCAUUGCUGCCUACAUGCAUUACAGCAAGAUAUCAGCAGGGGCAGAUCAGGCCCUCAGCACAUUGACCAUGAGGAAGUUUUGUGAAGAUAAAGUGUCAUCCUCUCUCCAACCCUCUCAGAACAGGUAUAUCUAUUACUUCGGAGGCCUGCUCUCAGGGGCCAUCAAAAUGAACAGCAGCCCACUCUUCCUCCAUCAUGUCCUCAUUCCUACCAUCCCCAAUUUCCAGGAAGACGGAGGUUUCUUCCCUUUCCUGAAGAUCUAUCAGUCCAUGCAGCUUGUCUACACUUCUGGCAUAUAUGACGUGCAGGGCUCUGGGAGCAGACGGCUGAUUGUUACUAUUGAGCCUGCACUGCUGCUGAAAGGAGACAUCAUGGUUAAAUGUUAUCACAGACGGGUUCAGUCUGCUGAGAGGGACUCUGUGUUUCGCCUGCAGUUUCAUACGUGCACCAUUCAUGGUGCUCAGCUCUGGUUCGGCAAAGGGGAACUGGAUGAAGCUUGUUCAGAUGACAGAUUUCCCUCAGAUGCCACAGUGGAGUUUGUGUUUUCAUCUGGGCCUGAGAAAAUCAAAGGGAGGGCGAGCCAGAGGAAUGAUCCAGCUGUCAGCGUUGACUAUAACAUGAAUGAUCCUGUGGUGCGCUGGGAUUCUUAUGAGAACUUCAAUCAGAGACAUCAGGACAGCCUAGAGGAUAUCGCACACACACAUGGGCCUCUAGAUGGCAGCCUGUAUGCACAAGUAAAAAAGCGUUGUGCUGCAGGCUCCACCUCCCUGCCUUACACCAAUGGAAGCCCUGCAAGGAGUUCUGAGGAGAGGCCAAGUCAGCUUCAGUCUGUUAGUACUGAUUCUGGACACUCAUCUGUGCCACCUGGCCAGCUCGAUGAACCGACUCGACAGGCCCCGCCUACUCAGCAAGAGAGGGAGGAGCUUGAGCGUCUGCUGGGUGGGAUUGAAGGAGAUGGAGGGAGGGAUCGUGACCGAGAGACGGCCAUUUUGGAUGACUGCGAUUCCUUGCCUCCUGAAAGGACUGGGUCACUGAGGUUAGGCCGUUCAUGCUCAUGUCGGGUGGGCUAUAGAUCCCAGCGUUGUGCUGAGCCUGGAUGCGAUGGACUCCACCACUUACCUAAUGGAUACUGCCUUGAUCGUCCCACCAACACUAAUGGACACACGGGGGCUCCUUCUCCAGGGAUGCCAUCUGUCAUUGGGCUUUGCCAACACCACAGUGCCAAUCCUCACCAAUCCCUGCCACCACCAGAUCUUCUUUGGGACCGUCAACAAAGUUCACAGCUCUACCUUCAUCGCACUUGCACAGAGGGGCCAUCACACCACCUGUGUCCAUAUCCAUCCCAAGAGAUCAGUCCACCUCCACAUAGUCUGAAUCCCCGACUGCUCUGUAGGGCGGACGAGUACAUUCCAUACCCCCACCAUCACCACAGUCAUCCACACCACCAAAAACCCAGCGGACCCUACCACGAUGUCAUGAUGAUAGAUAGCCUAGUGACACCCAGCUGCCCCUGUCGAGACUGCUGUCUACGGCGAGAAGAUUUCCGCACCCUCCAUUUGGACAGAGAGGAGGGCAUACACUGGGAAAGGGAGGCAGAGCUUCACCGGGAUAUUGGGUUAAGACGGGGCAGAGAGGCUGAUAUGCAAAGAGGGGCGGAGAUAUGGGACCAGGAGUCAGGGCUAAGAAGGGGCAGAGAAAUGCCUCUGCAGUGGGACAGAGACCGAGAAGCAGAACUACAGUGGGAGAGAGAACAAGAGGCAGAAUACUGGCACAGAAGGGCUACCGUAUCCCCCUACGGGCCUCACGGUCAUGAAUUACCAGCAUUUAAUGUUGAUCCACUUCCCGCAGGCCAUCCUGCAUAUCCAGAACCCUCCCGGUCCCACUCUCAUGCCCAUCUGGAUCUCAAGUACAGCAGCAGUUCCAGUGGAUAUCAAACACCACACCAGACCUGCCCCUGCUCCCCCUACCAGCCUUCACCCUCAGAGAGUCGCGGCUAUGCCUCGGAUUACCAGUCUGAGUCCACGUCCCCUCUUCCCCCUCCCUCCGCCUCCUGCCCUGGCCCAGUGCACCAUGGCAGCGGACCUAUAGAUAACCAAACAGACUCCCACCCUCAGCAGUACACCUCUGAAGCAACAGCUUGGCGUAGUCACAUUACCCAUGGUUCCCUACGGCGGACACAUCAAGAUCCAAAUGCCCCAUGUUCAACACCCUCUGAUAUUUCAGGACCUCCAACACCAGUCCACACAAGCAGUCCUUUGCAAUUCCAGGAAAGUCCUAGCCUGAGUGUCCAUGAGUAUGACUCAAGAGAUGUUAACAGUGAAAGCAGCUCAGCCCACUCCCACAACAGGACGCAUCCACUUGCCCUACAGUCAAACAGUACCAGUCCUGGGUCUCGGCAAGCUGUACUUUCUUCCAGUCAAGAGAUUCCUGAGAUACACCCCUUUCCUGCCACACCCACCACUGCCCAAAAUCUCUCUGCCCCACUUACUACACAUCCCGCCCAACAAAGCUCAGAAGAACACUGCGCCCCUUUAACACCUCCAUCAGAAUCCAUCCAACCACAGACAAACAGCUCGCCAACUGCUGCUACGGUGCCACCCACAGGGGUAAUGGUACCACAAUCAACUAUUAAAGCAGCACCCAUAACUGACCUCUCUUCUCACAUCCCAUCUGAGUCCAUCCCAGCUGACUUGCAGAGCAAUGGAGUAUCACCAUCUCCUGAACCAGACACCACUUCUGCUUCUUCAGUCCCUGCUUCCCCUCAACCACCCACUGGUGAACAUGAGAGCUCAUCCUCCCCUGAACCCCCAGUGCCCGGAUUUGCCACGCUGGGCAGGAAGCUGAUGUUGGGCUCUGAAACCUCACUUCCUGCGGGACACAGUAUGGAUGGCAGCCCCAGCUCCACUCCCACCUUCCCUGUCUCUCCUGUCUGCUGCACCCCAUCUCCUCCACCAGGCUCCUACUCGGGGUGCCCAACCACCUCCAUCCCACAGCCUCCCCUCCCCGAGAAACGCCGCCCAUCUGGCCUGCCAGGAUCACCCAACGGGAGGUCUGGAAUGCUGAGGGGGUCCAUGAGCCAUCAGCCCUCUGGGCAACACCACGUUACCUUCUCCCCUUCAGUAGGAGAGCUGACCAUGCCCGCUGGACAGGGUGAAGUUGUUGUGGAGGAUGAGAUGGGCAGCCGUGUCAGUGUGAAAUUUGUUCAGGACAGCUCUCGUUUUUGGUAUAAACCUGGUAUCUCUAGAGAGCAAGCUAUUGCAGCACUGAAGGAAAGAGAGCCAGGGGCCUUCCUCAUCCGAGACAGUAACUCUUUCCAGGGGGCCUACGGUCUGGCCCUGAAAGUUGCCAGCCCACCCCCCAACGUCAAUAACCAUAGCAGCAAAGCAGGAGGAGACCCUCUGGAACAGCUGGUUCGACACUUCCUGAUUGAGACAGGGCCUCGAGGAGUGAAGAUUAAGGGCUGUCAAAAUGAGCCCUACUUUGGGAGUCUUUCAGCACUGGUGUAUCAGCAUUCCAUUACACCAAUCUCUCUGCCCUGUGACCUCCGCAUCCCUGAUAAAGACCCAAUCGGUGAAGUCGUGGAGGUUCAGCCUGUCAGUAACAUGAGUACAGCUGCAGACCUUCUGAAACAGGGAGCAGCCUGCAAUGUGCUGUACCUGAACUCAGUUGAGACCGAGUCUCUCACGGGACCCCAAGCUAUCGCUAAGGCCACAGGGGCCACAAUGUCACGCAGCCCUCGGCCCUCUGCGACAGUGGUUCACUUUAAGGUGUCUGCCCAGGGCAUAACACUGACAGACAGUCAGCGCAGGGUGUUUUUCAGGAGACAUUAUCCAGUCAGCAGCGUGACUUUCAGCAGUGUGGACCCACAAGACAGGAGGUGGACUAACUCAGACAGCACGACCUCUAAAGUGUUUGGUUUUGUUGCCAAGAAGCCCGGCAGUGUGGCGGAGAAUGUGUGCCAUCUCUUUGCAGAGCUGGAUCCCGAACAGCCGGCGACCGCCAUCAUCAACUUCAUUAACAAAGUAAUGCUGGCUCCACAGAGACGCUAGGGCCCCGGGGACGAGGAGGAUGCCUCAUCUUCACGUACACUGCCACACAUCACAAGACUGUCAUUUUGCACCUUCUGUCAAGUUCAAGGGUUUCAUGACAUCAUAACAUUUUUGGCAAGGACCAAGGCUUUACUGUUGACUAACAUGAUGCCAAAACACAUUUAAACCAAAAUAUACAGAAUGUAACCAAACUUAAGCCAGCAGUCUGUGGUGGUUUUGCCUUUUUAGAGCUGUUUUGGUGUUCACAGGAUUGUAAGUCACUUGUAAAUGAGGAUUGUUACACAGCCGAGGCAGCAGCACAAAAGCACUGUUACUGACCCAUGAAUAAAAGAAAUCUGUUAAAUGCAUUCAGACUUACGAACUGCACAGAGAACAGUCGCUGCAAUAUGACAAUCAUCAGUUUAUGAAUAUUGAUUUCAGUUUGGUUUUAGGGUUUUGACACACUAAAUUAUGGUCGUUUUUUUUUUUUUUUUGGCCUUUUAACUGGAAAGGAGGUGCCAUUGUUUCUAUUGGAAACUUAUUUCAGCCACAGUUUAAAAAAAAUAAAAUAAAUAGAGGUAAUUGCGACUUUUUAUCUCACAAUUGCGACAUUUUUCUCUUAAUUUUGAGUUAUCUAGCAGUUCAGAGAAAAACAAACAGAGUUGUGAGAUGUUUACAGAAUUCUGACCUCAUAAUUCUGUUUAUAGCUUGCAAUUCUGAGUUUAUAUCUUGCAGCUCUAACUAUUUCUCAGAACUGUGAGAAAAAGGUCAAAAUGGCCAAACUCACAAUUACCUUUUUAUUUUUAUUUUUUAUAAAUCCUUUUGUGGAAACAAGCUUCCAUAGUUUCUGAAUCUGGCCCGGUGUCUGUGAAUGAAAGGGAAAGUUACGUAGCGUUUGAGAUGGAGAAACAGAUGGAGGACCAGACGUGGUGUAGUCGUGAUGCUGAGCAGCUCUUCUGCUCUGCUGGAGUUCCAGAUUUAACUGUCAUGUAGUAUGAUGUCAUAAUGGAAGGCUGAUGGUCAUGUGAUUAUUACCCAGGGAGAAUUUGGUUAACUUUAGAGUAGGAAGAAAGUUUAUUUUUGUCCCCUUUUGUUGUGUAUGUCAUGCACUGUUCGUAAACAGAAUUUAAAAUAAGGCGGACUGUGGUACAUAAUCAUCCACAUUAUGCACAAGACAUCGUAUAUGAACGAUAGCUUUGUCAGCUGACCGUCACGCAUCGUGCUGUACCAUUGCCUACCGUACUGUGUAGUAGAACAUUGUAUUGGAAUGUAACCAGACUUUUAACUGAUUGGACAGAUGGACAUUUCCAUGUUCAUUCUUUCAUAAUGAUCUCCUGAAGCUGUUUAUAACCAAAGACAUGUGGCCAUGUACUCGAUCAGUAACUUUAAGCCGUGCCAUUUAUUUUACUAGCCGGUGUCAACAAGUUAUGACUGUUUUUGACAGAGCAAGACACGUCUAUGACAACUUUAAUAUAUUGGAGUCUGUAUUUUCUUAUUGAUCUUUUUAUGUAGUAAUAUAUUUUCACACAUGCAGCUGACUUUGAAAGUAAAUAGAAAGACUACAUGGAAGGAUUUUUUUUAUUUUUAUUAUUAUUACCAUAUGUAAUUGUUUCAGUGUAUGCAGAAGUGAAAAAUAUAAUAAAUGUAAAGUCAUGGUACCAAA
Molecule: messenger RNA, 5839 nt
Organism: Carassius auratus (goldfish)
Lineage: Eukaryota; Metazoa; Chordata; Actinopteri; Cypriniformes; Cyprinidae
Product: tensin-2-like
Biological process (GO): peptidyl-tyrosine dephosphorylation
Cellular component (GO): focal adhesion
Molecular function (GO): protein tyrosine phosphatase activity; protein binding
Source: RefSeq, a predicted model, not a curated record